GUCUUGGAAAUUUGUUUACAAUUUACUUUUCAUUCGCGUUGGUUACGCCACGCACAAUGUAGACACUAACUAACGUAACUAACUAACCACACAACGCCAUGCAUGCAGUUCUCAUUUUGUCCUAAACAAGCCACGGCGCGUGGUUCAAUCGCCCACACAAGAAAGUAGCUCUUUCUUGUUCUCAAUACGGAAAAUAAAGACGAAUGAAAAGAAAAAUGAGAAGGCGUGGAAAGAAGGUAUUUGCAAGAUUGUGUGGUGGUGCCCGUGGUGGUGACGACGACGAGGACGAAGAAGACACCUUUCCUGAGAGCCAAAGGAGGGAUCACAUUGCGGAGUUUGAUUAUGAAGGAAGCCAAUACAGCCUCGCCGGUCUUCCUCUUCCCUCGCUCGGCUCCACUUCCCACAGACUCAAGCUCCGUCCUUACAUUGUUUCUCCCUUCAACCACAAUUACAGACUUUGGCAGACAUUUCUGGUGUUCUUGGUGUUCUAUAAUGCAUGGGUUUGUCCCUUUGAAUUUGCAUUCCUUAACCAAAAAAUGGUCGCAAUCUUCGUAGCUGACAAUGUUGUCAAUGGAUUCUUUGCUGUUGACAUUGUUCUCACCUUCUUUGUUGCAUACCUAGACAAGACUACCUAUUUGCUAGUUGAUGAUAAAAGCCUAAUUGCUUUGAGGUAUGCCAAAUCAUGGUUGGCUUUAGAUGUCAUCUCCACUAUCCCCUCUGAAGUUGCUCAUAGGUUUUUGCCCGCUGCCCUGAAAAAAUAUGCUUACUUCAACAUGCUUCGCCUUUGGCGUCUUCGCCGAGUCAGUGCCUUGUUUGCAAGAUUAGAGAAGGACAGGCAUUAUAAUUACUUCUGGGUUCGCUGCUCAAAACUGAUCUGUGUUACAUUAUUCGCAGCUCAUUUUGCUGCUUGCAUUUUCCAUUUUAUCACUCUGAAUCGUGAAACCGGACAAACAUGGCUUUCGCUUCUUCCGGAAGUCGAUGAUCAUAGUGUCACAAAUCUCUAUAUAGCAUCAAUUUACUGGUCCAUAGCAACUCUUACAACGGUUGGUUAUGGAGAUCUACAUCCUACGAACACAAGGGAGACUCUUUUUGAUACUUUCUAUAUGCUCUUCAAUCUUGGGCUAACUGCAUAUCUCAUAGGUAACAUGACAAAUUUGGUCGUUCAUGGGACAAGCAGAACUAGGAAAUAUAGAGACACAAUUCAAGCUGUGACAAGUUUUGCCAAACGGAAUAAAUUGCCUGUUCUCAUGCAAGAACAGAUGAUUGCACAUUUGCAUAUGAAGUACAGAACUGAUAUAGAAGGGCUGCAGCAGCAAGAGAUUAUCGAAUUACUCCCGAAAGCUAUUCGUUCUAGCAUCUCUCAUUACCUAUUCUAUGAACUUUUGGAGGAUAUCUACUUGUUUAAUGGGGUGUCACAUGAUCUGCUUUUUCAACUGGUCUCAGAGAUGAAGCCCGAGUAUUUUCCUCCAAAGGAAGAUGUGAUUUUGCAGAAUGAAGCACCAACAGACUUCUAUGUAUUGGUCACUGGUGCUGUGGAAGUUAUUCUCAAAGGACAGAAUAGAACUGAACAGGUAGUUGGUGAGAUAAAGGCAGGAGAAUUAGUUGGAGAAGUUGGAGUUUUAUGUUACAGGCCCCAGAUGUUUACAGUUCGGACCAAACGAUUGUGCCAACUUCUGCGCUUGAGCCGGACUACAUUUAUAAAUCUUGCUCACUCCAAUGUUGGAGAUGGGACAAUUAUGAUGAACAAUUUUCUUAAGCAUUUGCAUGAAUCCCAGGCACCAGGAAUGGAUAUUAUUUUCCGAGAGACAGAGGCCAUGCUGGCACGUGGUAAAUUGGAUUUGCCUAUCAGCACAUGCUUUGCAGUAAACCGAAAUGAUGAUAUAUUGUUGCAACGGCUGCUGAAGAAGGGUAUGGAUCCAAAUGAAGGCGACCCAGAUGGAAGGACACCGCUGCAUAUUGCAGCUUCUAAAGGCAAUGAGAAGUGUAUAUCUGUGCUUCUGGAAUAUGAUGCUGAUCCCAACAUCAGAGAUAAGGAAGGAAAUCUUCCACUGUUUGAAGCACUUAUAAGUGGUAACGACUCCAUUGUGAAACUCCUUCUGGAGCAUGGUGCAGUGUUAGAACCUGCCGAUGCAGGCCACCUGGCAUGCAUUGCUGUUGAGAAAAAUAGCAUGGAACUGCUCAAUAGAAUUUGUCAAUAUGGUUGGGAUGUGACACAACCCACACACAAUGGAACCACUGCUCUUCACACUGCAGUGUGUGAAGGAAACCUCCAAAUGACAAAGUUCCUUGUCGAAAAAGGAGCCAACAUUGAUCUGCAAGACGCUACCGGCUGGACUCCAAGGACCUUGGCGGAUCAACAAGACCAUGAUGAAAUCAAAAGUAUGUUUCAGAAGAUUGGAGANCACUUGCCUAACCUUGGAAGGUACCAAAGUGAACCAACUAUGCGUAGUAUUCCCCAAACAAACAUUGGACAGUUCCACUCGCCACGCAAUCCAGAAGAUAUGUUCUUUGACAAUACUAAAAGAAGAAGAAACAACAAUUUUAACAAUUCCAUUUUUGGGAUGAUGUCGGCAGCUAACCAUAAUCAAAGAGAGCGUGAGGCAUCCAAAAAAUUUAACAAUCAUAGGUUGAACAAGGAUGACUUUGUUGGCAGAUUGACAUUAAGUUGUCCUGAAAAGGGUGAACAUGCUGGAAAGCUUGUUAUGCUGCCAAAUACCAUUCAGGAACUGCUAGAUAUUGGAGCUAAAAUGUUUGACUUUACUGCUGUCAAAAUUUUGACCAAAGAAGGAGCUGAAGUGGAUGACAUAAAUCUCAUAAGAGAUGGUGAUCAUCUUAUUAUUGCACAUAAAUGAAGAGGGAAGCUAAUUUUGCUAACAAAUCAUUCUUUUUAUUAGGGAUGCAUCAUUUGGAAAUCAAAAAUGCUAUCUACACAAUAAAAAUUGGCCACCAAAUCAAUUGCUAUAUAUUUAUGUAUAAAUACAUAUAUUGU
Messenger RNA from Arachis ipaensis, 2989 nucleotides. Its product is annotated as potassium channel AKT1-like. Gene Ontology annotation, biological process: transmembrane transport; potassium ion transport. Gene Ontology annotation, molecular function: protein binding; voltage-gated potassium channel activity. NCBI's taxonomy places the organism in Eukaryota, Viridiplantae, Streptophyta, Magnoliopsida, Fabales, Fabaceae. The record is from RefSeq and is a predicted model, not a curated record. Gene Ontology annotation, cellular component: membrane.